AUGACAUUCUCGAACUACCAGCAUAUUGUUCUCAAGGGACUGCCGUACGACCGCGGCUAUACCCACGGAGAGCAAGCCAAGCAAAAGAUUCUUGAUAGCCUCGCUCAUUACCACAAACCAGGGAAACUACUGCCAUGGGACAUAUCUCAACGCAUCAUCAAGGAAGUUUACCUUCCAGGAAUAGAGAAAUUCUUUCCCGAAGCGCUACCUGAGCUUCGGGGUAUUGCUGAUGGUGCUGGGGUUGAUCUAGACCAAAUCUUGUUUCUCAAUUCUCGGUACGAUCUUGCUAGGGUCCGAGGACCAACUAUCCGUCCGUGCCCGAGUACAAAGCCCAGUUCGGCAGCAAACACUUCUCAAGCUGUUAAUGGUCAUGUUGCACAAAAUGGGUUUCAUAACAUCUCUUCCAGUGAUGAGCCGACAGAUAUCCAAGAGCUUCAGGAAUGCACUACGGCGGGAUUUCUUGCCGAGUCCAUGGACAACAGCGACGUGAUGUUGGCCCAAAACUGGGACAUGUCGGCCAACGUCUUCCUUAAAGAUACGGCUGUCUACCUAGAAAUUCACCCGGACCCGUCUGAAGACCUCCCCGUCAUGUUUGUCACAACUGAGGCCGGCCAAUUGGGCCGUUCUGGCUUCAACUCUGCCGGGCUUGGAGUUUGCGCAAGCUCACUCAUGUCGACCGAAGAUUACUUCCCGCUUGAUCUGACUUUGCCUCCCGGCAGCGAACAGCAACCACUGCUGCCGAUGUCUCUCGUACGAAGGCAAUUUCUGCACAAUAUUAAUUUUGCCAAUGCGCUUAUAAAUGUGAAAAAUGCACCGAGACAUUUGUCGAAUAAGCUCAUCGUAGGCACAGCAGACAACUUUGUCAUGUCUAUGGAAAUUACGCCUAGUGCUGUUCACUUGGGAUACCCCUCUAACGGAGACAACUUUAUUGUCGGAUCAAAUCACUUCAUCAGUGAAUCAUUUCAAGCGAGUAAAUGGAAUGAUCGCUAUCCUGGAGGCAGCAGCUGGUUUCGCGCUGUGAGAGUCGCACAGAAAGUCCGGCCUUUCAAUACUAAGCAAUUAUCGGCAGAGAAGGUUACUGAGGCGUUCUGCGACCAUUUAUCGCUUCCUUCCUCUGUUUGUCAACAUAUGGAAGACUGCACAGUGAAGAAUGUACCGGAUUAUCCAUACAAAGGUGCUCAGACAACAUUGGCACAUAUAAGAUACAACCUAACUAAGCGAACCGCAACUGUUUGCAAAGGUCCACCCUGUAUGGGUGUCUUCAACGAGUAUUCUCUGCCCGUUACGAGUAACCUAAGUGGGCACAAAAAGGGGAGGGUAAAUGGGAAUCACUCUGUUACAAACGGCGAAACCUAA
Trichoderma asperellum CBS 433.97 is the source of this 1356-nucleotide messenger RNA. The record is from RefSeq and is a predicted model, not a curated record. NCBI's taxonomy places the organism in Eukaryota, Fungi, Ascomycota, Sordariomycetes, Hypocreales, Hypocreaceae.